UGUGCUGUCUCCUGCAUUACAGUACAGAAGUAGGUGUAGCAGCUAGAUGUCAAUGGCACUGGGGGAGAAAGUGAGAGUAGAUGCACGCAUGCAAGGGCUGGGUUGGACCUGGGUGAAGUUUUCUUUUCUAAUGGUUGGGUAAGGGGCUGGGUUUGUGAUGUCAGGCUGGAGGAAACAGAUAAAACGUUUAGCGCGUUAGUUUGAUCUGAUGUGGAGAUGUGGAGAGCGCAUGCAGCAGGACUGAGACUGGGAAUACAGAGACACACGGAGCGCAAGAGGACUCUCAGCACCAUCUCAAGGUGAUCCAAAGAGCCGUUUUCACUUGGACCAGCAUACCAAAAAGACAAAUCUCCUUUCAGUGCCUCCACAUUCUUGGAUAUUGGUCCAUAUUUUGAGAAAAUAAACUCUUUUAAGCGGAUUUUCACAGCUCCCUGAUAUCUGAAACACUCCACUGUUAGAAUAAAUCUCGACAGACUUUUUAUUUGACAGUUUUGGCGGUUUAUUCGCAGAAGGAAGGGUGACCGCGAGCAUUUGGACGCGACCUAUUUCGCGCCGGUGAAAGGUGGCACUAUCAAAUAACCUUUAUCCAGCGUUACAUCUCUCCAAACAACCUUACAAUAUACAGACAGCAAACUGUGUAAGUCUGCAACCAAACGCGCUCUUGUCGCUUUCAUUCUACCACAACGAGGAUACAUUAUUGCGCGCGUAAAUGAACUACAAGUGAAUGACAAUUAGACUUUUACGCAGUCAUUGCGCGCUAAAGAUGCAGUUUUGAGGAGAUCCCUGAGACGCGAGAUGCUCUGUUUGAACCUGAACACCCAAAAAGCAACGUGGAACUAUUUAAAGUAGAAAGUUUGCUGUCAUUCACUCAUUCAUUCCGACAUCCAGUUACAAAAAUAGUAAAUUAAGUGAAAAACAGACUCUCCACCUUAAUGCACUGAAAAUUUCGUUCUUCCCUAGUCAUUACAUUUUAAUUUUAAAAAAGAAAAUUAAGUAAAAUAGAAACUCCUUAACAUUAACUCAUUAACCUAUUGUAAAUUAAACAACAUUUAUGCUAUCAUUAAUGAAGAAAAGGCACCCAAAACAAUUUAAGCAAAUUAACUAUUAGCUCCCUCCCAGGUGCAAUUCAAAACAAACAAACAAACAAACAAACAGAUGCGUUAAAAGACACAGCUUCACUUCAAUAAAAUGAUUUUUUUUAGACUACUGGUAAUUCUUCUUGCAGUAUUUCACACAUGGCCGCUAAACAGGGCUCAGCCAGAUCAUAUUCAGAAGUACAAGUGGACACUGGCACAGAGAGCGGAUCGAGCGCUUGCUGGAGAACAGUGCGGCUCCAUCAGCCGCAAGCGGCCGCCGCUCUCCGCGGCGCAGCAGUACCCUCUAGCGGGCGUCGCUGGACGGUACACUCGCUCGAUAGACUUGCACUUAAGAAAAAGUAAAAAAGUUAGGUCCUGUUCAGGUGUGUGCGGCUCAAGUGGCAUAGAUGCGGUUGAAUUAACUAACUGGGAUAUUAAUGAGAGGGAGACAUUUGAUGAACCACACGAAGAGACUUUCAUAUGGGAGAAAGAAGGCAAACAGUUACAGAGGGCCACUGAUUCUGGCUCUAGAAAGUCAAAAUCAAAAGGACACUCUUCGCAGACAGAUGAGGGAGGUGAACUAAAGGCGAGCUUGUCCUCACUAAGAAGGGUUGCACGGAGCCUUGUGGAGUUCAACAAAGAAGAAGCCCCAAAAGAUACACAGCACACCCAUAUCCACCACACUGACUUCUCUACAGAAAAUGAAGAUUAUUCCGGGGAGCAAGAAGGACUGCAGAGCACUGCUGGGGAGCUGUGGAGGGCAGAUAUACACAAUGUUCCUGCAAAGUGGAUGACAGCCAUGUAUUUUGGUGGCCAGGCGGCGCAACUAAAGGUGAACCCUGCCUUUGGCAUAGACCUGCCCCGCUCCAGGUUCACUUUAGAGCUGUGGGUCAAACCGGAGGGUGGCCAGAAUAAUCAUGCCAUCAUUGCAGGUGUGUUUGACAACUGCUCGUAUCCCUUGAGUGAAAAAGGUUGGUCUGUUGGGAUUCGAGCAGCAGACCCUACAGGAAGAAAAGACGGCAGGUUUUUCUUCUCCCUUCGCACAGAUCGGGCACUCAAAUCCACCACUAUAAUAGCUCACCAGCGCUACCAGCCCAACAGCUGGACUCAUGUGGUGGCCAGUUAUGAUGGCCACAAGAUGGCGCUGUACGUAGACAACUCCAAGGUUGGCGAGAGCAGAGAACAGUCGGGUGACCUAUACAGUCCCUACAUAAAGGCCUGUCGCCUGUUUUUGCUUGGCGGGGACCAGUCAGAUCAUGAACACAGUUUCCGCGGUCAUUUGGGAGGUGUUGCGCUAUGGGGUUAUGUGCGCACUCACGAAGAACUUCUUAAAGGUCACGAAUCCCAUGCAGAGAAACAAACGCCCAUAUUGUCACAGUGGGCAGAUUUCUCAGAGGUUGAGAAUCAGUGGGCGCCCUACAAAGACCGUCACAACCCAGUCAUCGUGGCUCUUCCUGUUCCUGAGCGGCAGCUUGUUUCUCCAUUUCUUCCACCGCCAUGUGGCGUGACCAUGUGUGACAAUGCUGACUUCAUCCUCAGUUAUAACCAGCACUGGCAACUGCGAGCCGAGAAGCGCCUACGAUACCGCAUCGUGAACAUCUGUAAGGAUGAUGGCAGUGACCCUACGGUCUCUCUCCAGCAGAUCCAGCUCCAACACCAGGCCUUGGAAGAUGCCUUCCGUCCUUACAACAUCACCCUCGAGCUCAACAUUCACACCAUCUACAACUCUUCCCUCCAACGGCGCUUCAUCCUCAGCAACUGCCACAUUGCCAAGGUGGGGAACCGCCACUGUGAUCCUGAGUGUGACCAUCCUCUAACGGGCCACGAUGGGGGUGACUGCUUGCGCAUGGGGCCCUGCUACAACUGGAAGAGGAGGGAUGGAGUCUGCAACCCUGAGUGCAACAGCAUUCACUAUGAUUAUGAUGAUGGUGAUUGCUGUGACCCCGAGGUCACAGAUGUCGCAAAGACCUGCUUUGAUCCCGAGUCUUCUCAGAGGGCUUAUCUGAGCGUGAAGGAGCUGAAGGAGCUGCUCCAUCUGAGUGGUUCAGACACUCUCAAUGUGUUCUUCGCUAAUAAUUCGGCACGCGAGGAGCUUGCUGGGGUUGCCACCUGGCCAUGGGCAAAAGAAGCUCUUACUCAUCAAGGCGGAAUGAUUCUUAACCCCUCCUACUUCGGUACCAAAGGACACAACAACACCAUGAUCCAUGAGAUGGGUCAUAUUUUGGGACUGUACCAUGUGUUCAAGGGUGUGAGUGAACGGGAGUCAUGUGAUGACCCCUGUCAAGAGACCACCGCAUCAAUGGAGACGGGAGAUCUGUGUGCUGAUACAGCACCAACACCAAAGUCUAAAGUUUGUCAUGACCCUGAUCCAGUCAAUGACACGUGUGGUCUUUCCCAAUACAAAAACACACCCUACAACAACUACAUGAGUUACACAGAUGAUGACUGUACAAACCAUUUUACACCCAAUCAAGUAGCUCGGAUGCACUGCUAUAUUGAUUUGGUCUACAAAACCUGGGUCCAUGGCAGAAAGCCCGCUCCUGUUCCUCUUGCACCUGUGGUGAUUGGUCAAGAUGCAGAUUCCGUCACCAUUCAUUGGCUGAACCCAAUCAGUGGCCCACUUGCCCACAGGGAAGGUGACAUGAGCUGUCAUCUCUGUGAUGAGAAUGGAGCGCUCAAUCAGUAUGCCUAUGAGGCCACUUCACCUCAUGCCUGUGAUUCCACUGGAUACUGGACACCAGAGGAAGCAGUGGGGGCCCCUGAUGUGUACCAGCCAUGUGAGCCCAGCAUGCAAGCCUGGAGUCCUGAAGUUAACCUGUAUGAGCCCAACAUGACUACACCAUGCCCCCAGAUUGAGGGCUGUGUGCUGGAAUUGCACUUCCUUCACCCGGUUGUCCCUGACGGUUUGACCGUAUGGAUCACUUACACCUCAGCCAAUCAAAAGGCAAUUGCUAAUAUUGUGCUCAUAACUGAGAAUGGCGAGAUGAUCCACACAGGUCCUCAGCAUGCUUUCUGUGACAUUCCUUUGACCCUCCAUUUACAUACUAGUAAGAAGGUCAAGGCCGUUAAAAUCUCCACCUUUGAUAAGAAGCUGGAGAUCGAUGCUGUUUUGCUGACCUCGCGGCCCCAAAAUCCUCUCUGCUCUGGUUGCCGCCCCCUUCUCUACAGAGUGCUUAGAGAACCACCAAUCAGAGGGGACCAGAGUCCCGUCAUCGUCAAACAGCCCACAUACACUGACAGUGAUGCGCAGAGGGACGUUCAGUACCUGUACAGGAUCCAGGUGGAAUCAGACGGUUUGUUCAGUGAACUUUCCCCAGGCCUGGUUUACACUCAUGGAGAACAUUUCUGUGGUGAUGGCACGAUACAGGGGACUGAGGCUUGUGAUGACGGGAAUCUCUUAGAUGGAGACGGCUGCUCAAAAAAAUGCCAAGUUGAAGCAGGUUUCAAGUGUCAUGGUCGGCCGAGCCUGUGCUAUGUUUUUGAAGGGGACGGAGUGUGUGAGGAGUUCGAAAGACGUUCCAGCAUCCAGGACUGUGGCUUUUUCACUCCCCAGGGGUUCGCUGAUCAGUGGGCGUCCACCGCCUCAGGCUCGCAUCAGGACGAGAGCUGCCCUGCCUCAAAGGUCACCGGGGAGCCUGUGCUCACUCAGAUGUGCAAGUCGCAGUAUUUUGACAUUAAUGAAGUGGUGGCUCAUGACGCCUGGAGCCCCUGUACUGCCCAUUUAAAUGGUUACUAUACCAAGGAUCAGCCUGUCUGGCUAAAGGUAGGAUUUGAGCGACCGGGUGUAGCAGCCUCUGUUAUCAUCUACCUUGCAUAUGAUGGUAAUUGGCAAUGCGAAAAUUGCAGGAAAACAGUGACCAUUGAACUGUGUGACACCACCGGAAAAAAACACAAUCUUGGUUCGUACAAGCUGUCAUGUCAGUAUAACCCCCUAGUGGUGAACGUGACUCAUAACCUGAGUUUGCCCUUCUACCAGACUUCAGCAGUGCAGCUGAACUUCUCGUCCUCUCAAGUGGCAGUGUUGGCGGUUGCAUUGCGAACAUCUUGUCACUUCAGCGCCUUUGCCCUGACCGGAUGUGUGCGUAGGCUGUGCAGUACUGAGUCAUGCAGUCCUCUAAACGUCGAACAUGCUUCAGUCCGCUGUACUCCAGUCAUAGACUCCAAACACUGCUCUGUUUCUUGUCAUCGGGGCUAUAUGCUCACUGUUCUCCAUGGCCAGGGCAUUCCUUCUCAUCAAACGGAAGCAGAGCUGAUUUGUUUGCAUGGAGUGUGGGACCGUGUAGUGAGCUGUCAGCCAGUGGACUGCGGCCCACCUCCUCAGUCUCACGUCUACUUUGCCUCCUUCUUGUGUCCCUGGGGCACCACAUUCGGCAAGCAGUGCACCUUUUCCUGUAACGCCCCGGCGAUCCUGCAAGGUGAAAGUGACACAUUGGUUUGUCUUGAGGAUGGACUAUGGUCAUAUCCCGAGGCUUACUGCAAGAUUGAGUGUCCGGAGCCACCUUCUGCACUCAAUGCCACGCUGCUAGUUCCUCAGUGUCAUGGAGGCGGGCAUGACGUGGGCACUGUUUGCCGCUACAAAUGCAACCCGGGAUAUUACGUCACUGGCACACUCAACAAAAGGCCAAGAAAGAAGUUUCUGAGGUUGGAGUGUUUGGAGGGUGGGAUGUGGCAAGAGGGCAGCUGUUCACCUGUCACAUGCCCUCCUCUCCCGCUGAUGUUUGAGGGCAUGUACACCUGCACCAACAAUUUGGAUUUCGAUAGUAUCUGCACCCUACAGUGUCCCGAUCCAACAGAAAGGCAGUCUAGCAUCCAAUGCACCAAAUAUGGCAAAUGGACUGAAGACUUUACUAUGUGUAAGAAGAUAGAGGGACCGUGCCAGCCUCCUCUUGACCUCAACCUGGUGGAAUACAGCUGUGAGGAGGGCUUUGACGUGGGUGCAGUCUGUUACCCAACAUGCAUUGUGGCCUUGAGUGACCCUGUGGUGUUAGCCAAUGGCUCCAGCACUGAUACAGUAGAGCACUGGAUGCUUCCCAGCAAAGUUCAGAGUAUUGUCUGUACUGGCAUGUUGAAGUGGCAUCCGAAUCCAGCACAGAUCCACUGCAUCCAGUCCUGUGAGCCAUUUGGAGGAGAUGGUUGGUGCGACACCAUUAACAACCGAGCGUACUGCCAGUAUGACGGCGGAGACUGCUGUCCAUCCACUCUCUCAUCUAGAAAGGUCAUUCAGUUCGGGGUGGACUGUGAUCACGAUGAGUGCACUUGCCGUGACCCCGAAGCCGAGGAGAACAAGGGCACAGCCAAGCGAAAGGAGCCAGGAGCGCUGUGAAUGAUAGCGAGGCGGAGAGCGCGCAGACAGCUCUCAGAUUGGCUUGAAAAGAAAAUGUCAAACAAUAACCUGAAUGUUUCUCACUCCACAUGAGAGCGAGGCUGAUCAAAGGCAGUAAUUCAAACCAUAGAAACGCAUAAAAACAAUCCUCUUCAACACUAAUCUAUGAAAUAAUACCUAAUAUAUUUUCAAGAUCUCUAACAUAGAUGUAGAUGUAGAUAUGACCCAUAUUUUAGCCCACAAGCAUUUACGUACACCAUCACACAUACACACACACGCACGCACGCACACACACACACACACAUACACACACACGUUUCAAGUGUAGCUGAUUUUUAUGAAUAUUUUAUACAAAUAGCUCUUGCUUGUUGUGAGCCACAUUCUCAAUAUUAUUCUACAUUAAUACAGGUAUAUAAACAAGUACUUAUCUCAAACUGUCAGUUCAAGAUUUCAAGAUUUUUUCCCCCUCUCCUUAUCCUUAUUUUAUACCCUCUACUUGUACAUGGAAGACCUGUGAAAUGCAUGUGUGCUUUGAGAAAGAGAUCAUUUAUAGCAAUUGUAAUGGAAAUAUAUGAUACUAUUUUUGUAUGCUCUUCUGUCUGUUAAAGUGUAGGUUCACUGUCAUAUCAAUAAAGUAUAAA
Molecule: messenger RNA, 7040 nt
Organism: Carassius auratus (goldfish)
Lineage: Eukaryota; Metazoa; Chordata; Actinopteri; Cypriniformes; Cyprinidae
Gene: pappa2
Product: pappalysin 2
Exons: 23
Coding region: 1189-6399 (1736 amino acids)
Biological process (GO): cell surface receptor signaling pathway; proteolysis
Molecular function (GO): metalloendopeptidase activity
Source: RefSeq, a predicted model, not a curated record